Messenger RNA from Anopheles nili, 1641 nucleotides. RefSeq names its product phospholipase A2 group XV-like. Lineage: Eukaryota; Metazoa; Arthropoda; Insecta; Diptera; Culicidae. The transcript is spliced from 4 exons. Gene Ontology annotation, biological process: lipid metabolic process. The record is from RefSeq and is a predicted model, not a curated record. Bases 1 to 1302 code for a protein of 433 amino acids.
AUGCGAUCACGCUUUCUGCUGGUAUUUCCAUUUCUUCUGCUCUGCUGCUGUUCUCUCACAUCCGCCGUGUUUUUAAACCAUGGUGGCACAUAUUUGGGCUCGCUGAAGCAUAUUUUCAAGAAGUACUCCCAUCUGCUGAAACCAGACCACAAGCUGUCUCCCGUUGUCUUUGUACCGGGCGAUGGCGGAAGUCAGAUGGAUGCAAUGAUCAACAAACCGGACAAGGUAUCGAUCCUCUGUCAGAAGCACACUACGACGUUCUUCAACAUUUGGCUCAACAAAGAGCUUUUGCUCCCGUUGGUGAUCGACUGCUGGAUCGAUAACAUCCGCUUGGUAUACGACAACAAUACGCGCACUUCAAGGAACGCACCGGGAGUCGUUACACGCGUGCCAGGCUUCGGACAGUCGGAAACGGUUGAAUGGAUUGAUCCGUCGCAUGCCUCGGUUGGUGCGUACUUCGUUAACAUCGCAAACGCACUCGUCGCGAAUGGAUACAUGCGGGAUAAAUCGAUCGUUGGGGCACCAUACGAUUUUCGAAAGGGUCCACAUGAACACAAGGAUUUCUUCCUUGCGCUAAAGUACCUAGUCGAACAAACAUACGCCCUGAACCAAGAAACGCCGGUAACGUUUAUCGUUCACAGCAUGGGUGCUCCGAUGACACUGCACUUUCUGCAGCUUCAAUCCGCCGACUGGAAGGCUAAAUACGUCCGGCGGGUAAUUUCGCUAGCCGGUGCUUGGGCGGGCAGUGUGAAAGCCCUCAAGGUUUACGCCAUCGGAGAUGAUUUGGGUGCGUUCGCGUUGAGCGGUAAGGUGAUGCGCGCAGAACAAAUCACCAAUCCCUCGCUGGCGUGGCUUCUACCGUCGCCACUGUUCUGGAAACCCAACGAGGUGCUCGCUCGGACGCAAUCUCGCACGUACACAAUGGAACAGAUGCCUGAUUUCUUCGACGAUCUCGACUUUAGCGAGGGCUGGGAAAUGCGCAAGGAUUCGUUGCCAUAUACGAUGAACUUCACUGCGCCCGGCGUCGAGCUGCACUGUCUGUACGGUAGCAACAUCAAUACUGUCGAAUCGUUGGACUACCAGAAAUCGUACGAUUUCAGUGGCACACCGGUGCUGAAAAUGGGCAAUGGCGAUGGCACGGUGAACGCGAGGUCACUUGAAGCCUGCAAGCAAUGGACUACCCAGCAGAAGCAGCCGAUCAUCGCCAAAGAGUUCCCAGGAGCCGAUCACAUGAGCAUUCUGUCGAACGUGAACGUCAUCGAAAACAUCGUCAAGCUGCUGUUAUCGGAUCUCUUAAACUAAAUGCACACCUAACAGAGCCCCAGAUGCCAUUACGUGUUGUGCCAUUCCUGUGCGUUACGGUUUUACUUUUUCGUGAGUCUCCUUUUCGCUUAGGUCGGCCAUCCUUCCACUCUACCUAUUUGUAAGAAAAGACUCUUCCAACGCAAAGACUAGAAAUAAUGUAUGUGAUUUUAGCUCGAAUAUCAUUCGUGUAUAGUUUGUGUUUUCACGGCAGCCAGCUGGUGCUGAUCGUGCGCAAACAAAACCUCACGGAAUCUCGCCCGCGUCAAUUUGCUGUACGUGUGUCCGUUCAAUUGCACCAUUUCGUUAAAGAAGUUCAAUAAAGUAGCUGUGUUAGCA